This is a messenger RNA of Effrenium voratum, 222 nucleotides long. NCBI's taxonomy places the organism in Eukaryota, Dinophyceae, Suessiales, Symbiodiniaceae. The record is from the annotation of a GenBank genome assembly.
AUGCGCGAGGCCAUACACGAGCAGACCACCCGGCAGCCCGCGACCAUCGCGCGACACUGGGCGAACCGCCUCAAAAGCCUGCUCGAGCGGGCUCAAGAACUUCAGCCCUCGGAGCUCGCAGCCCUAGCUGAAACGGACGCAAUCCUACAGCAGGUGAACUCCGGCAAGAGGGUGUUGUUGAUGAGCGAGAUCUUGAGCUCCAUCCAGUACCCCGAUCUGGAG